Messenger RNA from Cinara cedri, 5179 nucleotides. Lineage: Eukaryota; Metazoa; Arthropoda; Insecta; Hemiptera; Aphididae. The record is from the annotation of a GenBank genome assembly.
AUGGAAGUAAGUUCUUACCAAAUAAAUAUUUUCUUUAUUAUGUUUUAUCUAUACAAUAUUAUAACGCAGUUAUUUUAAUAUCGAUUUUUAAACAAAAAUGAUUUAUUUUAUAAACAUUUAAUUCAUUAUCUAAUGAAUGUUAUUUAUAUUAGAAAACCAUAUAAAAUUGUAUAAAUAUUAAAAUUAAAAUGUCAGACUUAAAAAGUUAAAAUUGAAAUUAUUACCAAAUGUUUUCAUAAACCUAAAAAAUUAAACUAUACAUAUUUUAAAUAUUUCAUCUUAAAUAAAUACAAUUUAUAUGACGACUGAAUCUACUAGACAAUCAAAUACGUAAAUUUAAAUUAAUUUAAAUUAUCGAUCUGAAAAAUAGUCAACUUAUAUAAAAGAUAAAUUGAAUUUCAAAUUUAAAAAAAAAAUCAAUUAUUAAAAGAAAAAUUGAGGAAAGAAUAAUAUCUAGAAUUUUUUUUUAGAUACAUAUGUUUUUUACUUUUUUACAAUUGAAUAAGAUGCAAAGAAAUCAAUUAGUUCUUAAAUAGUUCUAUAAAAAUAAAACUUCCAUUUAAUUCAAAAACAAAUAUUAUAAUAUAAAUUGUUUACGUAUUUUGUAUAUAUUUUUUUAGUUUUAUAAAAAUCCCAAAAAUUACUAAACAUAAAUACUUUGGCAAUUAGUUUAAAGAUUAGUAUUUUGUUUUAAAAUAAUCACGAAUCCAUAUUAUUCAUUUUCAUUUUUCAUAUCAUUUAACAUUAUCAAGGGUGAAUAAUGUAAACGAUAUCGUAUAAAAUGUUCAACAAAUAUUCUACCUAACAGUUAAGUAUUGCUCCGUAAAAUUGAAAUAAUAAUAUACUUUUAAAAACAUAGUUUCUAUAAUAUUUUCUAAAACAUACUAUUAAUUUUAAGGGUGUUGAAAGUGGUUUAUCACAGUAGCUAUUUUUAUAUGCUCUAUGGAACACUGUGCCCAACAAAAUCUUAAAUGUGCACUACAAAAAAUUAAAAUUUGCACCUACCACCUUCUUAUUUAUUAUAAACGAGCUCUGAGGUUCCACAGGUAUAAGAAAAUAUUUUUUCAUUUUAAUAUUUACAAUGUAAUCAAUUCUCGAUAAGAUACUAAUUAUCUUGGAAAGUAUUUACUUUUUAAGCGAUUUUUUUUUUUUUAAAUUUAUAAAACAUAAAGCUCUAAAAUAUUACAUCAUCGUUAUUUUUUGUAAUUCUUAUUUUCGCGAAUGAACUAUUAUUUUUGAUAAUUUUUGAAUAGCAGCCUACAUUAAGUAUUCCAUAAAUAGAUGACGAGAUAUUUAACAUAUAUUUUGGUAUUGCAAUUUUAAAUGUCCGUCUACGUCACGUAAACUCAAAUAUGUGCACUACGAAAAGUCUGAAAAAAUAGCCAUUGGCUUUACCAAAUUUUUCAAGUUUACCUAACCAAUUAUGUAAAAUUUGAAAAAUUAAUUUUUUCCUUUUAAUGGCCACCUUAAUGUUAAAACUUUUCCACUUAUCUAGAGCCCGAUACUUAUUUCAGGAGAGAGGGUACGGACGAUUUUUUGAACGAAUAUUACGUUUUACACUAAUAGGUGGUGGAAAAUUUAACAUACUAACCAAUGAACGCAUUAAAUUUUUAUAAAACAUAUGAAUUUGUUGACACAUAUUCUAAUAAUAUAAUAAAACGCUUCAUCAAUUAAAAUGAGGUGAGUCCAAAAUAAAUACAAAUGUAAUGAUGAUUUCACGGAAUUUUAAAAAAAUAUUAUCUUAAUUUUAGAAGUCUUUAAAAUACAUCCUAAAUAUCGAAGAAAAUGUAUCAAAAAAAUGCAUACAUACUUUAAAAAUUAAAAAUCGGACAUUGAGAAAUAUGUCCAACUUCCGGCCGCUUAUUGAUUUAAAAAGUAUAAAAAUAGAUAACCACCAACUCCUUAAUAUAAUAAUAUGUAUUUUUUUAUAGAUUCCAACGUAGAAAUUUAGUAAUUUCAGUAUUUCAGUAAGGUGCUAGUAAAUUAUUGUUUUCAUUAUAAAAAUUAUUUAAAAACGAUGUAUAAAGUAAAUAUAAAAAAAAUAAAUAUUUAUAGUAAAUAAAUAUAAAAAAAAAACCCUCUCCCAAAAACCACAAAUAUUGUAAAAUAAAUUUAACUGUUUUAUGAAAACGUCGGACGAUAUAUUAUUUCAUUUUUAUAAAACGAAGUUAAAUUUCAAUUGCAAUAAAUUAGUACCUAAUAUGGAACUGAAAAUAAUAAAAGCGAUUUUAUUGAAAUUAUGUUCAUGUCAAACACCAAUUUAGAUAAUCGAUUAGUAAUUUAAUAAUAUUAUAUUUUUAAGAACUAAAUAUACGGAAUUAAACUAUUAUUUUCAAAAAUUUAAACCUAUAUAAUAUUACGAAAUACACAGUCACCGAUUAAAUAUAUUUUUAGGUGUAGUACUCUAUUAUUAAAAUUAUUUGAAAAAGCUCAUUAGUUAUUAUAUUUUAAUAACUUCAUAUUAAUGUAUAUUUAACGCAAUAUUUAAAACAGUUAUAAAUAUAUCAACACCGCCAAAAAUAUAAAACUAUAGAUCAAAAUAUAUUAUAACUAUAAUUAUGUAACUAGUCCACUGUUAAAUCAGCGAUAAUUAAAAUACUGGUAUCACCGUAAAUUAUAAUGUAUGUAUUACAUAUGAUACAUAUGUAUAUUUUUUUUUUUUUUUAAAUAGCAUAUAAAUAAAAAUUAUACAUUCAUACUUAUUAUUGAGAUUUUAAAAAAUCAAAACACUAUUAUGUUCUGCUCAACAUAUUAAAAUAAAAAUAUAAAAAUAAAAAUUGGUAUAAGUAAUAAUCUAUUCGUUCCACAAACAUAUUAAAUUGCAUUUCACCGUGCUGUUUGCGGUUGCACGCGAAGUCUAUUUGUUAUUAAUUAUUUUACAGUUAUGUAUUUUUUACUGAUGGUACGCGUGAAAUUGGUAGAUAUAUAAUAUUUUAUAUAAGUAUAUAUAUAUUAUUGUGCCUAGUUUAAAUUUCUAUGGAUUGUCAAAAACAGAGAUCCAUUUUGAAAAUAAUAUUUUCAUAAAAAUAUAAAAAUAAUUCAAUAGAUCUGUGCUUUUCGUUUACAGAAACAAAAAUGGCUAUUUUUAACAUUAUUAUUGACACAUGCGUUAGCUGAACACAAAAAGUCGUCUACUAAAAAACAAAUCGAUAGUGGAGACGAGUCUACUGAAUCAAAAAAACCAGAGAAACGAGGUUUAAAUAAUAUAUUAGACUUAGGAUAUGCCAGAGGUGGAACCAAUUCACACUCAUCACCAGAAAAUUUAGAUUUUUCGUCACUUUCAUUUGGAAGCAGUAACGGUCGGGAUGGAAGUGGAGGAGAUAGCGAACAAUCAUCAGCAAACAUUGAAAACCACAACAGUGGUAACGGUUUUAAUAAUUUCUUCUUUGACGGAGGUGCUCAGAGCAACAAUGGAAACACACACGUAUCUAACACUGGAUCGGAAGAUCAGGGAUCAAUAGGAGGAAGAAAUGACAAUGCUCAUGGUUGGAUAGCCAGUUUUUUUAAUAACGAAGGGAAAAAUGAUGCUUCUGGAAGAGGAAGUUACGGCAUUCAAGCCAGCAACGAUGGCGGUGGGCAUCAUAACUUUGUAGGUUCACAGCAAGUAUUUCAAGGCUACGAAGCCGGUAGUGAUUACAGAGAUGGUGGAGGAAAUGUCGAUUCUCAUGGGACGACUAACAAUGGUGGCUUCGGAGGAGGCAAUGCUGGUUAUGGUGGAAUUGGUAACUUUGGAGGAACCGAUCAUGGAGCAAGUGAUUUUGGACGCGGUCACAUAGAAGGUGAUCACGGAGGUGGUGGUCAUGCUAGCGGAGGUCAUGCUAAUGGAGGUCAUGGAGGAGGUGGACAUGGUGGAGGAGGUUAUGGCGGAGGUGGCCAUGGCGGAGGUGGACAUGGUGGAGGUGGCCACGGUGGAAGUGGUCAUGGUGGAGGUGGUCAUGGCGGAAGUGGACAUGGUGGAGGUGGCCAUGGUGGUGGUGGCCAUGGUGGAGGUGGCCAUGGUGGAGGUGGCCAUGGUGGAGGUGGUCAUGGUGGAGGUGGUUAUGAUGGUGGUGGUCAUGGAGGAAGCGAUUUUGGUGGUUAUGGAGGAGGUGGUUUUGGAGACACCCAUGGAGGUGGUUUUGGAGAUACUCAUGGAGGCGGUGGCUUUGGAGAUACACAUGGAGGAGGUGAUUAUGGGAGCGAUCACGGAGGUGGCGGAUAUGGGGGGGGCGGCCAUGGAGGUGGUGGCCACGGAGAUGGUGGCCAUGAAGGAGGCGGAUAUGGUGGUAGCGGCCACGGAGGUGGUGGACAUGGUGGAAGUGGCUACGGAGGAGGUGGCCAUGGAGGAGGUGGCCACGGAGGAGGUGGCCAUGGUGGAGGUGGCUAUGGUUAUGGAGGACAUGUUAAGACAGUCUAUGUAACAAAAGAAGUACCGGUGCCGUAUCCAGUUCAUGUAGAAAAAAAAGUUCUUUACCCCGUCCGAGUGCCGUAUGAAAAGCCUGUGCCGUAUCCAGUUCAUAAACCAUAUCCAGUGCACAUUGAAAAACAAGUACCUUACCCAGUAAAAGUGCACGUGCCCCAACCGUAUCCCGUAACGGUAGAAAAACAUGUACCGUUUCCGGUAAAAGUACAUGUAGAUCGACCAGUGGCGGUACACAUACCGAAACCAUAUCCGGUUUACAUUGAGAAAAAAGUGCCCGUAGCUGUUGACCAUCCAGUCCCAUAUCCGGUGAAAAUACCUAUAGACCGUCCCGUUCACGUGCACAUACCGGUAGAAAAACCCAUUCCCUAUCCAGUGGAAAGGAAAAUACCAUAUCCGGUCAAAGUGCCGGUGGACAGACCCUAUCCGGUGCAUGUUCCCAAACCGUAUCCGGUGCACGUGGACAGGCCCGUACCGUAUCCGGUCAAGGUACCGGUGAAAGUGCAGGUAAAGGUACCUGUACCUUAUCCCGUGGAAGUCAAAGUUCCUGUUCAUAUACCGGUGCACGCACCCGCCCACGAUUACGGCAACACAGUAAUGAAACACAGCGAUUUAUACCGACAGGGAGGAAACAUUCAAGAGAGCUCGGGAGACACAACUGGAUACGGCGCAGCGUUUGCAGUAAAUAAUGGCGAACACGGAUUCACAUCGUUCAAUGGCCAAGACCAAGGAACACCAGAUGCUUACGGCGGUAGUGAAGAUUACGGAGCCCACGGAUGA